This is a messenger RNA of Ricinus communis (castor bean), 4042 nucleotides long. RefSeq lists its product as uncharacterized. The record is from RefSeq and is a predicted model, not a curated record. Bases 161 to 3628 code for a protein of 1155 amino acids. NCBI's taxonomy places the organism in Eukaryota, Viridiplantae, Streptophyta, Magnoliopsida, Malpighiales, Euphorbiaceae. Gene Ontology annotation, biological process: mRNA processing. The transcript is spliced from 9 exons.
GGGUUUUAUUAGGGUUUUAGAUUUGGCCUAAAAACCACUGUUCACUACUGGAUAUUUGCACUGUCUUCACUCACUUCACUUACCUAUCUCUUUUCUUCAUGUAUUCUAAAAUGGAAUUUGUUUACUAAAACUUAGCGUUUCAUAUAGUAAAAAAGGAAAAAUGGAUGAUUUGAUCGAUGACGAUUUUGGCGACAUAUACGCAGACGUCGAAGUUCAGGUGAAAUCUGUGUUAUCAUCAAACUUCAAUGAUGACACUGCCACAGAACUUAACCCUAAUAAUCUCAAGUCAGAUUCGAAACAAUUGAAUUCAAUCUGUGAUGAGAAAUCGUGCAGUUCAGAGGAAGACAAUGAGAGCGAUAGCGAUGAUGAUGAUUUCAAUAUAGUAUUGAAUGAUGAUGAUGAUUGUGAAGAUUUUAAAGUUGUUAAUGCAGAGAGGAAAAUUAAUCAGGAUUUUAUUGAUCAGGACGAGGACGAGGAUCCGUGCAAGCAUGUAAAACCAUAUGGAUCAUCAUUUCCAAGUAAUAAGAAAGUCAAUGAUUCUGUGAGCGUCAAGUCUUGUUCUUCUAUAUAUUCUAGAGGUAAUUGGGAAGAUGAUAGGUACAAGCUACAUGAGGUCUCAAGCACAGGUCCGGCUGCUAGUGUUCAUGCGGCAGGCAGUUCAGUAGGAUCUCAUGGUGGAUAUUGUUACUCACUUCCAUGGUAUAGGACUAUCCUAGAUGUUGAUAUUGAUGCAUUUGAAGAGAAAAGAUGGCGAUGCCCUGGAGUAGAUGUAUCUGAUUUCUUCAAUUUUGGUUUCAAUGAGGACAGUUGGAAACAAUACUGCAUUUCCCUGGAGAAAUUGAGAAAACGUCCUUACAUGCGUAGCAAGUCUUUAAAUCAGGAGUUCUUUAAGCAUGCUCAGGCUUGUGAAGCUGUAACUAAGCAUGAGAGAGAAGCUAAAGAGACUGUAGUUGAGGAUAGUGCUCAGGCUGGAUCUUCAAUGAAAUUUAUAGAUUUGGGAGAAAGGCUGAUGGUAUUGCCAAGAGGCAUUCAGGUUGAAGAUAGCACUGCUGAGCGCCAACCAACUAUGGAUUUAAGGCGUCCACGUACUUGGGACUCUGAUGUUGUUAUACAGAUCAAUGUGCAAGAUUCUAAUGAGAAUUGCUCUGGCUCAAACAAGGAGGACCAUAUAGAUGAUAGUGGAUAUGCAAUAUCAAGAAGCAUGAAUUUAGAUGUGAAUGAUUUAAAAGAUUCAGAUGAAUCACCUGUGAAACCUUUGGGAAAAUUAAGGUCUUCUUUAAUGAACGGGUGUAUCCAGACAAUGUCAGAGUCUAAACAAAUGCUGCUGGUUCCUGAUAAUCAUGUCAAAGAUCAAAACUUUGAUUUUGAUGGGUAUCAUGAUUGCGAAGUGAACGCCCAAACUUCAGAAGACAUUGCUGAAGUGAAGGAACCUGUGCAGAUAAUGGAGGAGGAGAAUGCCGCUAAUAAAUGCAAAUCAGAUCAAUGCCUGACAGAGACAGAUUUAUCGGUUGGAGACAGAAUUCUUUCUAGCUUGACACUAUCGUGUUCUGGAACUGAUUCUGAUUCAUCCAGAGAUAGCGUGUACAACACUCCUGAAGAGUCCGAUAGUCAUUUAAGAAGGUUAAACUCCGGCGCAGUGCAACAGGAGUUGGUUUCAACUGAUUAUGAGAGCCCUAAAAGCGAUGGUGCCAGAAGAAUACCAAUUGAUAGCCAACAUCAUUCAAAAAUUAGAAGUACCCUCUGGGAACGAAGGAGGCAUCAAAAGAGGAGACUUCAUAAAGUUGCUGAAAGGGUAACUCACCCUGAUACUGAUAAUGAUACUUCUCCCAUUUCUAGGGAUUGGUUAUCCACUGAUUUCCAUAGACAGGUAGGAAGGCUGCAUGAUUUUGCUCCUCAUAGUGAUGAGAAUUCCUCAUUGGACAGGCAGAGAAAAUUAUCUGGUUCCUACAAUGGUAAGUUUUCUGAUAACCAUGUUCACGGUGCUUGCAUAAAACAUCCUCGUAGAAAGUAUCAUCAGAGCUUUCGAGAUGUAAUGAAGGCCCAGGACAGGAGGAGCUACUGGAAUGAGGAUAAUUUGAAUGGAAGAAGUUUAAGGUUAGAUGAUAGAGAUGCCAUAAAUAGAGAUUGGGGUUCUUGUGGCAAGGGACUCUCUCCCGAGGGCACGAUCCCUUUGACUUGCAGGGAGCCCAGGAGAUUGGUUUCCAAGUAUAACAAUUUGAAAGAGAUGAACAUCCAACGGGGAAGGAACUGUGGCAAAAUCCGUUGUGGGAAGAAGACCAAUGUUGAUGCUUGUUUUCUUAACCAUAAAGAUUUGGAUGUCGGUGACUUCUCGAUGCUGCCUUUAAGUGGUAGAUCCUUUCCACCCACCAGCCAAAGAAGGGAUUCUUUGGAUGGAAAAUAUGAAGGGGAUAUUCCAUUUGUUGGGAGAGGGAAUCUAUAUGGAAGAAGAAUUCAAUUUGGUCACUGUUCCCCUACAAACUUGGAGAAUUCAUGGUCUAUGGAUCUUGAAGAUGGGCAUUGGGAGAUGGAUCGUCAGCAUUUGUCCUCUUUUCUGCACAGGAAGUUCUCUAUGGCCAAUGAAGGAAGGUGGAAGAAUAGGGUGCCACCAGGAAGCACCUCAUUUGACUCCAGAUUAACUGAAAGAUAUCGGGGACAUAGGAGAGAAGAACAUGGUGACAAAUGCAGGGACAGUCAUUGGGUUAAUAGUUACAAUGAUGUUAGUAAUGCAGAAGCUGAUGUCAUCAAUUCUGAUGAACGUUUUCAUCAGAAGAGAAAAUAUAGUUCACAAUCUGGAGUACUGAGUCGGAUGCGAGGUGAAUCGAUUUGGGGGCAACAAGAUGAUGAUUUUUAUGCCAGAAGAUCAUCAUGUUCAUAUGAAAAAUCUUCUACACAUAGAAGAAUUCAUGCUAAACUUAAAUCUGCUGAUGGUAAUUGUAUGGUUGUUGAUGAUGUCCAGUUGAAGUGGAAUAGUUACAAGAUGUUUAAAGGAGAAAGAAGUGUUGGCUUUGUUAAUAGAAACCAUAAUAUGAUGUCUAGAGGUGAACAAGGGUGGACAGCCAGGAGCUGCAGUCAUCCAGUUGACUUGAUUUUUGGGGCAGUAAAGUCCUCUAGGAGAUGUUCCGUUGCUGAAAGUUCGAUGUCCAAUGGUAUAUCUGGAAGGAUGGAUAUGAAGUUUGCUAAGGUGAAGGAUUUUAAGGAAACUCCCGUAGGAAGAGCAACCAAAAGAGGCAAUGCAAAAAUUAAAGGUAGUCAAAUUGAUGAGAGGUGGCUGGAUAAGUUUCCAGUUUCAAAGCAGGAUGGAUAUUUAGAUAUUGAGGAAGGUCAGAUUGUACCAGAAGAACCAACCAUAGGGAACAGACUGGAAGAGAAACAAGCACCUGAAACUGUAUCACUUAUGCGGAGUAUGAAAAAUGCUUUUCAUAGUGGAAAUAUGACUAACAAGAGAUAUGAUGACCAACAGAUACUGGAAUCAUUAGCAAAGAUGGAAAAACGAAGGGAGCGCUUCAAGGAUCCCAUUGCAUUUAAAAGGGAACCAGAUAAGCCCAUGAAGCCAAUUGAUUUGAUAGCUGAUGCAAUCAAAUCUAAACAAGAGAGGCCAGCCCGAAAGAGGCGGUGGGCUGACAGUUAGCUUUUUGUAAUUACAGGUAAUGUCAUUUCUUGCAUAAAUCAUUAUAUAUUAUCAGGACACUGAGGCUUCAGGUUCUCCUGGAACUUAUAGACAGGUCAGAAGAAACAAGCACUCAUUGUUACGACUAAAUAACUGACGUAUCAGGUGCAGGUCAGGUUGAAGUCAGUGUUUUCCAUAAAAGGAAUUUUGGGUACUAAUCCUUUUAAAUUGCUUUGUUCUUGCUGUAAUAAAAUUUACUGUCUGGAGAGGGGGUUGUAACUUCUCUGGUGGUUAUUAUUGUUUUGAUUUGGCUUCUGGUGGAUAGCUAUGGAAUGUCCUCCAUGAUCUUCGUUGCUUUGGCUAUUAUUUGCUAACGUUGUAAUAUUUAUCAAUGAGCUAAAUGGUUGCUGAAGGCACUCAAGCAUGAGUUUCUCU